Molecule: messenger RNA, 3847 nt
Organism: Linum trigynum
Lineage: Eukaryota; Viridiplantae; Streptophyta; Magnoliopsida; Malpighiales; Linaceae
Source: the annotation of a GenBank genome assembly
UUCUAAGGAUUGCUAUUUGUUACUCUGAAAAUCUUUAUUUGUCGCCUUAAUUAUGUUAAAUUUACUCUAAUAUUCUUAGUUUAUCUUUUGCUGCCCUAAACAUCUAAAUUGAGUUUUAUACGACAACAAUUAUAACAAAUAAAAAUAGAUUAGGAAGUUUUGCUUCAUGUUUCACCCAUCAAUGUUGCACCAUUACUACAGGAAAUGAAGAAAAUAAAUAAAAAAUUACACGAAACUCGGACUGGCUUUUUGCAUGCUCCAUGUAACACAGCGGACAGGUUGAAAACCCGUCGCCGGAGAGCUCUGGACAGGUCGGCUACCUUUUUGAGCUCGCCGACGACGGGUUUUCAACCCGUUCGUUGGGACUUGGGAUUAUAUAUAAAAAAGUAAUAGAAGCAGGUCAACAUGUUGGGGAAACAGGCGGGUCGGCAGGCUGGGGGACGACAGCGACAUAAUUGGUUUUACCCGCUUGGACUUCUUCCUCUUUCUUUCUCCUACGCCAUCGUUUUGGUAUUGUCGUCCUUCUAAGUCUCCAGCAACAUCCUAACGCAUCUCUCUCAUCUUCCCAGCUUCGCGACAUCUUUCUCGUUCUUCUCCAAAAGCAGUCGCCCUUCUGCUAGAACUCAUGAUAGCCAAAACAUCUCUAUUUGUAAAAAGUCAUCUUCCUCGACCUCUAUAUAUUCUGUAGCUUUCAUGUUAUUUGAACUUGACAGUUUGUAGUGAGAAAAAGUUGAGUGUCUCUUUUUACCUUGGGUCCAUUGUUGUUUGCUUAAGUAGCUCAAUUUAUAGUUUCCGUGUACUGGAUGAAUUGAGCUUGGGAAGUAGAUAGGUGCUUUGUUGAGAACCAUUAUGUUUGGUUCUAGUUCGGAUUUUUCUUUGUUCAGUGAACUCGUUGUUGUACUCAUUUCAAGAUCAAUACAAUGUUCUUUUCUUCGUUAAGUUUCAAAUCCAGAAAUCCCUAUUUAGAUUGAUAAUUCAAUCUUCUUAAAUCGAGUAAUCCUUCCCAUUCCUAAUUCACAAAUUCGUCGGCGACAAAGACAAACCCACGAAACAAUUAUGCUGAGCGCAAUCCAAUUCCAGAGGGAAAUCGAGAUUGAGGUGUUCCUACUAGGACCAAUCAAGCCCUUGACGAGAGAAUUCAGAACCUGGAGUAGAGAUUGAUCACCACGAAUUACACGACCAAGUGCAUCACCAUCACGAAUCUAGCGAUCAUGAUAGGAGGCCACAGAAACUACCGAGAGGGAUAGUUGUUGAUUUACGAGGAAUUAAGCUCUUGAUUCCUUCAUUUCAAGGAACUAACAAUGCUUCCACCUACCUGGAUUGAGAGAGGAAGAUCAUCCUUUUCUUUCAAUGUGAUAAUUACACGAAAUCAUAGAAAGUUUUGCUUGCUACGUACGAGUUCACAGAUUACGCUGCAACUUGGUGGGAACAUACACAACUUCAUCGUCAGAGGAAUUUGCAUCCGGAUGUGGCAACCUGGGCUGAAUUGAGAGGGAUAAUGAGAGAGAGAGAGAGAGAGAGAGGUUUGUGCCUGGAUACUAUCAAAGAGAACUCUUUGAUUCGCUGCAAGGGAUUCGAGGAUUGAGUUCUGUUGUCGAGUAUUCCAGGAAGCUUGAACUGUUCUUGAUGAGGGAAGACGUAAGGGAGGACAAGAUUUCUGCAUGGACUCAAUCUAGAAAUCAAGCAUCAAAUGGAGCUUGGUCAACUUUUGGAGCUUAAGGAGAUGGUACACCUUCAAAUUAAGGCGGAAAAGCAGCAGAAAUUGAUGUCCGGAAGAAGGUAUUUACCUUCCAUUAAAACUGUUACAGGGCACACUUACGAGGCCAAGUCCCAUCAGUUCAGUUCGGAAGGAGCUAAGCCAGCUCCCAGGAACACUGCUCAUAUAUUCCAAAAGGUCCAGGAGGAUCAUCGAACAUCAUUCGAUGUUUAAAAUGAUUGGGACGAAGUUACAAAGCAAAUCAGUGCCCCAACAAAAAGGUACUAGUACUUCGAGAUGAAGAGUACUUCUCCGAGGAAGAAGAAGAUCAGCCAAGGGAAGCAUAAAUCGAUUCUAAUGGUGGUGUUGAUGAUCACAUCACUGCUGAAAUCCCUGCAACAGGUAAAUUUCUCGGAGUCAACCGUCGAGUGCUGGCCAUCAAAGCUCAAUCAGAGACAGAGAAACUCGACAAUUUGUUCCAUACGCGUUGUAUGGUUGAUGAGAUAUUGCUUUAUGUCGUCAUUGAUGGUGUUAGUUGUACCAAUGUGGUGAGUCUUGAUACCGUAAGGAAACAAGGAUUGGAUACGAUCUCAGCCUUACACUCUUCUUUGGGUGAAUGACUAUGGAGCUAUCAAAGUUACCAAGUAAGCCAAUGUUUGUUUUGAAAUUGGUGGGUAUAAAGAUGAGAUGUGGUGUGAUGUUGCAUAAAUGAAGGCGACUCAUCUAUUUCUAGACAGACCAUGGAAAAUUGGCAAUACAUUUGUAGAGUUAUUCACAAAGGAAGAGACAAUUGCUACAAGUUCAAGCAAGGAGGCUGAAAAAUUAUGCUCAAACCACUAACUCCAGCCGAAGUCCGACAAGAUCAACGACAAUUGUAGCUGAGCUAAGCAAAGGAGAAGAGUGAUUCGAGUAGCUCGAAGUUGGAGAAAAGCAGUGGGGCCAAAUUUAUAGCUCGACAAUACUUAUUGACUGCUAUGUGAGGAGUUCCAAACAUGAAGCUGGUUAAAGUAGGUCGCCCUUGUUCCGAAAAAACAGAACUCGAGUUCUGAUGAGGUCGUCGUGGCACUAUAGGACUAUUCGACUAUUGCCACCACUUGGAACGAGUUUCUGGGAGGCCCAAGAAUGAUUCCCCACAUAGCAGCAACUCUAGACAAACGAGAAUAAAACGCCCAAAUUGGAAUUCGACAAUCUGGAGUUGAAAAAAUUUAAAUCCAACUUUGGGGGGAAACUUUGAGGGCCGAGUCGACGCUUAUCAAGGCUAGUCGAUGUUUGGGUUCACUCGGGAAUUUUAAUUCGAAGAAUGAGCAAGAUCGAAAGUGCAGUGGAUUGGAAGAUGGAAGCUUGAAUUGUUCAAACUUGAAUUUUGGGGAUUUCCUAGAGUUCGUCAUGGAACUAAGAACUUCAGUAAAGUUUGUGGUUUAUCAAUCAAGUAAUUCACCCUUGAUUGUGGCGAGCAUCUACCCCAAUUGAUAGAGCCUUCUCCCAGAUGUGAGGUUGCACUUCAAUUCCAUCCUUGUCCGACCCAAAUAGCUAGGUUAUUUGAGUUGUUCUUGGUUCGAGUUUCAUUGAUCAAUCAAACUCUUUGAUUGAUCGAGUUUAGCUGUGUAACUCUGGUCAUUGAUCUCCAUUGAGAUCACAUCAAUUGCUUGGAGAAUUAGCAAUUAAGAAUCCAUGCGAGCUUUUCACAAUCCUCGAAUCCCUGGUAAGAAGCUCCUCUUAUUUCUCAAUUGAUAUAUCUGUGGGUACUGGGUAGCCGUGACUUAAAUUUCAAGACCUUGCGAUUUUCUCCAAAGUACAUUAGGUUUAAACAUAAUAUUUUUAAAAUACAAUAGUUCUUUUAUCGAAUUUCUGAACUACACAUGUUUUGUAUUGAUUGCUUAGAUUAAAAGUGAUUUGUGUAAAAAUCAUUGAGCUGGAAAUCGAUUGUACUUGAUCGUUGAUGGGCAAAACGAUCAGUGAUUGAUCGUCGAUGCGUAGAGUGAUUUGUGGGAUGAGAUGGGAUGCUAACCACCUAAUAGCUUAGUAUCGUAGUAACCCUUCCCAUCUCAUUCGUUUAUAAUUAAUUCAAUCUAAGGGUGGUUUUGAUAAAAGGGGUAUUUUGGCAAGUUAUGCAUGUGAUCACACCCUUGGGAAUAAGCGUGUGAGAUUUGU